CUCUUACACCCACUUCAUAGGCAUCAUAUUUUCUUCUUUCCAAAUACCCUAAUUCAGUUAUUCUCUCUCUUCUUUCUCUCUCUAACUACUUACAAUGGAUGCAAGCUCCACAGAAGAUCUAAGCACAACUACUGAAACAACCUCAACGGUUGCGGCUCCCGUGAGCACCCCGCCGUUGAUCGGAAGCGGCGGCAGUGUGGUUCUUGACAUGGAACUCGGCUUGGAAGCCGAGUCGAGGAAGCUGCCUUCCUCAAGGUUCAAGGGUGUGGUCCCGCAGCCGAACGGGCGCUGGGGUGCUCAGAUUUACGAGAAACACCAGCGCGUGUGGCUUGGGACCUUUAACGAAGAGCACGAGGCCGCGAAAGCGUAUGACACGGCGGUGCAACGCUUUCGCGGCCGUGACGCGGUCACAAACUUCAAACCUCUCCCGGCCGACACGGAAGAGGCGAGUUUGGAAGCGAGUUUUUUAAACUCGCAUUCGAAAGCCGAGAUUGUAGAUAUGUUGAGAAAACACACAUACAAUGACGAGCUUGAGCAAAGCAAAAGAACCUGCAUCUUGCAGAAAACUACCGGACCGGACGGUGUCCGGUCCGGGCACCAGUCGGUCAACUCCAGGGAGCAACUGUUUGAAAAAACAGUUACUCCCAGUGACGUUGGAAAACUAAACCGACUGGUAAUACCAAAACAGCAUGCGGAAAAGCACUUUCCGCUGCAAAUCGGAAACACAUCCAAAGGAGUUCUUCUACAUUUUGAAGAUAUUGGUAUGAAAGUGUGGAGAUUUCGUUACUCUUACUGGAACAGUAGUCAAAGCUACGUGUUGACCAAAGGUUGGAGCCGGUUUGUGAAGGAAAAGAACUUAAAAGCCGGUGACAUUGUUAGUUUUCAAAGAUCUACCGGUCCAGACAAGCAGCUUUACAUCGACUGGAAGACGAAAACCGGAUCUAGUAACACGAGUUCAAGACCAAUCCAACCGGUCCAACCAGUCCAACCGGUCCAACCAGUGCAGAUGUUUAGGUUGUUUGGAGUCAACAUAUUUAGUGCUAAUACUAAUAAUAAUACUCUUGCUGUUGAUAGUAGCACUUGCAAUGGAAAGAGAAAUAACAUAGAAAUGGUGUUGUUGGGAAUGGAGAAUUGUAAGAAGCAAAAGAUUAUUGACCCUUUGUAACAAUCUCUCAUGUUUGGAGGGUUUGUGUGGUAACAUUUUGGUCUACUUUUUUCCUCUAGAGAUGAUGAUGAUGGGGAAUGAAGCUGGAAAGUGGUGGGAAUGGAAUAGAGGAGGAAGCAAGUUGCAAGUUGCAAAAGUUUGUAUAUUGAUUUUUAGAAAUUUAAAGAUAAUUGAGCUAAAGAAAGCUCAAUGUAGGGAUCAAGUUUAAUUCUAGUAAAAUCCCAAGAAAAAUAGAAACUUUUUGUUUUUCUAUAUUCAUCAUAUCAAUUAGGUUGUUGAUUAAUUAAUCUUUGGUGUUCAAAUAUGUUAUAGCUAAUAUCAAAUUGUAUUUAUCAUAACUUUUACAUGCAAGUUGCCUUUGAUUAAUCUUUAGUAUUUAAAUAUGAUGUUAAUCCUUCAAGAAAA
This is a messenger RNA of Helianthus annuus (common sunflower), 1570 nucleotides long. RefSeq names its product AP2/ERF and B3 domain-containing transcription factor RAV1. Gene Ontology annotation, biological process: regulation of DNA-templated transcription. The record is from RefSeq and is a predicted model, not a curated record. Bases 95 to 1165 code for a protein of 356 amino acids. Lineage: Eukaryota; Viridiplantae; Streptophyta; Magnoliopsida; Asterales; Asteraceae. Gene Ontology annotation, molecular function: DNA-binding transcription factor activity; DNA binding. The transcript has a single exon.